Helicoverpa zea (corn earworm) is the source of this 3149-nucleotide messenger RNA. It is a transcript of the gene bel, whose product is annotated as putative ATP-dependent RNA helicase Pl10. The record is from RefSeq and is a predicted model, not a curated record. Bases 179 to 2365 code for a protein of 728 amino acids. Gene Ontology annotation, molecular function: RNA helicase activity; ATP binding; RNA binding. NCBI's taxonomy places the organism in Eukaryota, Metazoa, Arthropoda, Insecta, Lepidoptera, Noctuidae. Gene Ontology annotation, cellular component: P granule; nucleus. Gene Ontology annotation, biological process: cell differentiation; gamete generation. The transcript has 13 exons.
GAUGCUAAAUAAUCAGUGAAGAACAAAAACUACGAAUGAAAAGUGAUUUCGGAGAGAAAAAUUGAAGCCUUUUCAUGUGAUUUUGUGAAUUUGUGUUUGUGCAAAAUUCAUUGUAGACUGUGUUUGUAUAAUAUUUUUGGAGCAAAGUUCCCAAAAAAACGUACCGCUUGGUAGUAAUAUGAGUAAUGUUACCAACCAAAAUGGAACAGGUCUAGAGCAGCAGCUUGCUGGUCUGGACUUGCAGCCUCAGGCUAAUAAGAGUGCUGGCCGCUACAUCCCCCCGCAUCUGCGCAGGCAGUUGCAGGCCAACCCUUCACAAGGGGAAGAGUCUAAGCGCCCAAGCUUAGACGCCCGUUCAAACGAUCAACGGGACGGCCGUUCAUCAUUCGGAGGCAACUCUAGAACCUACGACCGUGGUGGUCGGCGCGACGACCGCGACCGUGACCGCGAACGUGAAUACGAUCGCGGCAACGACUCGCGAUACCCGCGCAGGGACCGCGGUCGUGAUUCAGGAUAUCAAAAUGGCGACUCAGAGCCUCAGCGCUGGUCGGAGUCGUCUGAGCGCUGGGGAGCGUCGGGCGGCGGGCGCGCGGCCAGCGGCGCGGGCGGCGCCAGCAGCCGCGACGUGCGCGAGUUCAACGAGCCGCCGCCGCCGCGCAACGACCGCUGGAAGGAGCCCGAGCCGCGCGCUGAGGAGCGCAGCAACUCGCGCUGGCACUCCGAUGAUGUACGCCUCACGAGCAACCGCAGGGACGAGGUUGGACAUGAAAGCAAUUCAAAUGAUUGGACGAUCCCGCUACCUCGCGACGAGCGGCAGGAGUUGGAGCUGUUUGGCACUGGCAACACAGGAAUUAAUUUCUCCAAAUACGAGGAUAUUCCCGUUGAGGCCAGCGGCGAUCGCGUCCCAGACUUCAUUACCAGCUUUGAGGAUGUUAACCUGACGGAAAUAAUGCGCCAGAAUAUAGCCUCCGCUCGCUACGACAAGCCGACGCCGGUCCAGAAGUAUGCAAUCCCGAUAGUCCUGGGCAGAAGAGAUGUCAUGGCGUGCGCACAGACUGGUUCAGGCAAGACGGCCGCAUUCCUUGUGCCCAUCCUCAAUCAGAUGUACGAAGCUGGGCCUGUCAAACAUAUGGGACCGCACAUUCGGCGCAAGCAAUACCCUCUGGGUUUGGUGUUGGCCCCGACGCGCGAGCUCGCUACACAGAUUUUUGAUGAGGCUAGAAAAUUCGCCUACCGCUCCCGUGUGCGACCAUGUGUCGUGUACGGCGGUUCCCCGAUACACGAACAGUUCCGCGAGCUGGAGCGCGGCUGCCACCUGCUGGUGGCGACGCCGGGCCGGCUGGUGGACAUGCUGGCCCGCGGCCGCGUGGCGCUGGACCACUGCCGGCACCUCGUGCUCGACGAGGCCGACAGAAUGCUUGACAUGGGUUUCGAACCCCAGAUCCGCAAGAUCGUCGAGAGCCACACGAUGCCAAAGACUGGCGAGCGCCAGACGCUCAUGUUCUCUGCGACUUUCCCAAAACAAAUCCAGGUGUUAGCACAGGAUUUCUUGUAUAAUUACGUUUUCCUUGCUGUUGGACGCGUUGGUUCCACAUCCGAGAAUAUCACACAGAAGGUGGUAUGGGUGGAGGAAAUGGACAAGCGUUCUUUCUUGUUGGACUUGCUGAAUGCUUCCAACUUGCUGCAGCGUGCGCGCCCUGAAGAGGAUCAGCUUAUUCUUGUGUUCGUCGAAACCAAGAAAGGUGCUGAUCAACUGGAAGAGUACUUGGAUAAUCUUGGAUACCCAGUGACGUCUAUCCACGGUGACCGGACACAGCGCGAGCGCGAGGAGGCUCUGCGCCGGUUCCGCUCCGGACAGACCCCGAUCCUUGUGGCUACAGCCGUCGCGGCCAGAGGUCUGGACAUACCGCACGUGCGUCACGUGAUUAACUUUGAUUUGCCGUCGGACGUUGAGGAGUACGUGCACCGCAUCGGUCGUACCGGCCGUAUGGGCAACCUGGGCGUCGCCACGUCCUUCUUCAACGACACCAACCGCGGCCUCGCGCGGGACCUCGUGGAGCUCCUCGUUGAGGCCAAGCAAGAUGUGCCUAACUGGCUGACGAGCACGGCAGCAGACGGGCGGCUGGGCGGCGGUGGCCGGCGCACCGGCAGUCGGUCGGGCGGCGGACGGUUCGGAGGCAGCGGCAGCGGGUUUGGCGCGAGGGACUUCCGUACACAGCCACGCCAGACUCCACGGUCCGCAGGGCCCUCUACUAUUGGCUCUGGAUUCGGGUACGGCGGCGGGUCGUACGGCGGCAACUACGGCGGGUCGUACGGCGGCGGCGGCGGCGGCAGCAGCGGCGGCCCCGACUGGUGGGACUCGUAAGCGUCCCCACGCACCGCCCGCAGACCUCGCACCGCACGCGACCCCCGUACUCGACCCCCUCAUUCGUAACUUAAGCGAUGUGAAACGUUCUAGAUUAAUAUAUUUUAUUUUAAUUCGUAAACUGAUAGUUGGACUGAAAUUGACCUGUGACUAUUUAAUACGGUAAUGUUUGUACAAUAGAAGAGAGCGGUGCGACAGAGAGGUGUCGGCGCGGCCGGCCGCGGGCGCUGAAUCUCAGGUGCAUGCCCGCGAGCGCGGACGUGCCUUGUUUCUUAACUUCAUACUAUCACCAUGGGCAUGCUUAACAAAUGUCUGUGAAUAUAUUCCGCGAUAAUGGUAGUUCGCGAUCAUUAAUGGAAGUAAUCGAUUAGAUUAAAUUUUGAUCACAUGUAUCGUUUGCGUCACGCGCGUCGUGACUCGCACGCGUUUUGUCUUUUUUAGUAACGAUUAUGUGAAAGUAGUUUAUUAAUAUAGAAAUAUUUUUGAUGUCCGAUCUGUAUCGUGAAUUCGUAAGUGAACAAUGUAAUUGUGUAUUUUCGAUUUUCUAUUUUCUGACAGUCUCAUAGCUGAUUCACUCAUGACACUGGAAUUUUGAAGCAUUUACGCACUCUAAAAUUGAUGUAGCUAAUGAAGCAGUAGAUUUAGAAAUUGAAAAGUACCGAUACAGUAUCAUAGCAAAUAAUUACUAAAUUUUGUCAGUAGAAAUAUCCCAUAAUGUAAUAUCUGUCUUCGACGUGAUCUAUUAUUUGAAUGUGAAUUUACCAAUAAAAAUUAAGAAACAGAA